CGAGAUCCCGCCGCCAUGGUGGCCGCCGGGGCAGCGCCCGCCGCGCCCCGGCCCAACCCCUCGCCGUCGCCGCACCGCCGCCGCCAAGCCUCCGCGCUCUCCCCGUCCAAAUCCACCAACGCCAAUGCCGACGCCAGGGCCGCCACCACCAAGCCCCGCGCCAAGGCCGUCUCCUCCCGCUACCUCCUCGCGCCCUCCUCCAAAUCCACCUCCACAUCCACCUCCACCUCCACCACCACCACCUCCUCCUCCAACUCCACCUCCACCUCCGCCUCCACGCCGUCCCGCCGCUUCGCGUCCCCCCUCCCGAGGCGCUCAUCCUCCGUCGACCGCCCGCGCCCGGCGGGCAAUGCCGCCCCCGGCGAGCCCAACGGGGCGACCACCACCACCACCAGGAGCCUCUCCGUCGCCUUCCAGGGCCGCUCCUACUUCCUCCAGACCAGCAAGGCCAAGCCAACCACAUCCCCCUCCCCACUCCGCCGCCCCUUCGCCGCACCACCACCACCACCAUCCUCCACCACGCCCGAGCGGAGGCGGCCUGCCGUGCCAGAGAGGGCGAAGGGGUCCGAAGCGGGCCACACCCACCAGCGCUGGCCAAUGUCGGCGCACGGCUUCGAAGGCAACCCCCUCACCAAGAGCCUCGACUGCUCCCUCCACAACAAGGGCGUGGCCGUCCUCGCCGCCGUCCGCUCGCUGCGCCACUCCAUGGCCUUCGACCACCACCACAACCCACGCCACCCCUCCUUCGACAUGUCCUCCGACUACCUCAUGUCCUCCGACACCGAGAGCCUCUCCUCCGGCAGCAACUCCGGCUCCCAGGACGCCGGCAUCUCCCACCGCUCCCGUCCACCCACCAACGCCACAACCGUGCCGGCCCGGUUCCUGCGCGACGCCGCUGGCAGCAGGUUCGCGGACCCCCCAGGGACGCCCUACACCACGCACAAUUCCACCCUGGCAUCAUCGCCCAGAACCGCGCCGGUGAAGAAGUCGCUGCUGCUGAACGGGUUUGCGUCGUCGCCGCUCAACAGGCCGGCUAGGCAGUCUUCGCCGAGUAAGCUUGCGGGCAACUCGUCAAGGCGGAUGUCGAGUCCGUCCCGCCCGAGGAAUUCUACCGGGGCAGGCGCGUCGGUGGGGGAUCAUCAGCAGGGGAGAAGCUCGUCUGGGUACGGUGUCGAUGGUCAGGCGAGGAGGAGGUGGCUUGGGGGCAGUAAGGUUGAUGGGGAGCACCUGUUGAGGAUCCUGUGCAAUCGGCAUUUGCAGUGGCGGUGUGUCAAUGCGCAGGCUGAUGCUGCACUUGCUUCACAGAAGAUGACUGCAGAGAAAGAUUUAUGUGAUGCAUGGAUUACCACCCUAGGCAUGCGUAAAUCUGUUGCUCUUAAAAGGUUUCAGCUACAAUUAUUCCGAAACAAUUGGAAACUCAUGACGGUUCUAAAGGGGCAGAUGCCAUAUUUGGAGGAGUGGUCUUCAUUAGAGAUGGACUAUGCAGAUUCUUUAUCUGGAAUUGUGGAAGCUCUAACUGCGACCAUUCUGUGCCUUCCUGUUGAUGGAGCAAAGGCUGACAUCCAAGACGUAAAGAAUUCCGUUGGCUCUGCAGUUGAUAUCAUGCAGACAAUAGGGAGUUCAAUAUGCACUUUACUGGCUAAGCUAUCUGGGACAAGUAUUUUGGUAUCUGACCUUGCCAGAACCGCUACGCAAGAACGUGCUCUGAUGGAUCAGUCCAGGGAGCUGCUGUCCACACUUGCAUCAAUGCAUGUCAAAUACUGUAGCCUACAAGGGCAGCGAGUACAGACAACUCACAGGAGGCUCAAGCACUCGUAGCUGACACUACUCUUAACUCACUAACUGAAGAGCGUAGGUGCAGUUUGCUAAACCUGAUGGGUGCCCACUGAGCGAUCUGACUUUUGGUGAAGUUACCUCGGUCCAUCUAUGAAGUGAAGUUCCAGUGCUCUUGUCAUGGUGGUGGUUAGUUGGCUAGGUUCUGAUUGCUGAAUUGAACCACGCUAAGGCCUCUGCGAACAGAUGAAAGUGCAAUGUGUAUAUAUCUAGCUCUAGUUUCUUUAGCAGGUCCUCUUAGAGUAGGUAGUGUAGUUAGAUUAGGUUCUUCUGUGUUUAUCCGAUGACCUUC
This is a messenger RNA of Lolium rigidum, 2125 nucleotides long. Its product is annotated as QWRF motif-containing protein 2-like. The record is from RefSeq and is a predicted model, not a curated record. The transcript has 6 exons. The coding region runs from base 16 to 1818 and encodes 600 amino acids. Gene Ontology annotation, molecular function: microtubule binding. NCBI's taxonomy places the organism in Eukaryota, Viridiplantae, Streptophyta, Magnoliopsida, Poales, Poaceae. Gene Ontology annotation, cellular component: cytoplasm; centrosome; nuclear microtubule. Gene Ontology annotation, biological process: spindle assembly; centrosome cycle.